Caenorhabditis briggsae is the source of this 1755-nucleotide messenger RNA. RefSeq names its product Protein CBR-ALKB-8 (gene Cbr-alkb-8). The record is from RefSeq and is a predicted model, not a curated record. Gene Ontology annotation, molecular function: tRNA binding; S-adenosylmethionine-dependent methyltransferase activity. Gene Ontology annotation, cellular component: nucleus; cytoplasm. Bases 1 to 1755 code for a protein of 584 amino acids. The transcript is spliced from 7 exons. Gene Ontology annotation, biological process: tRNA wobble uridine modification. NCBI's taxonomy places the organism in Eukaryota, Metazoa, Nematoda, Chromadorea, Rhabditida, Rhabditidae.
AUGUAUUUCAACGAAGACAAAGCGAAAGCGAUUGGAACGAGAUUCGAAGGUGGUAAACUGGCCAAAAAGGUUCAUAAAAGUAUCGAACAACUGAAAAGGCAUGAUCCAGAUGUAGAGGUUUCCUCCGAACCAACCAAGUUUCUAUUGGUAAGCAACAGCAGCAUCCUCUGCAGUGUCACAUUAGAAGAACUGGAAGAAAUCUUCAUUCCCCUUGAUGAGAAAGCCGAGUUCAUCGUAUAUCCGAACAAGAGAUCCUACUCGUUCGUUCAAUGCUCAUCCAUUGAAGCUGCUCAGAUUGUUCGAAAGGAACUUCACGGACUCAUUCCUCCCCAACUCAAAGUUUCUCAUCAGCCGUUCAUUAUUUCAUUCGUUUGUAACUUGCCUGAAGCCAAGAAAUGCGAGAUGUUUCGUCCUGCAAAUUUGAAACUCGUGGAAGACUAUGUAUCUGAAAACCUCGAAAACGAUUUAGUAAAGUUGCUCACAAAUCACCCAAAAGUUCAAUCACUCAAGCACCGAGCUGUUGUUCAUUUUGGUCACGUCUUCGACUACAAUACGAACUCUGCCUCAGAGUGGAAAGAAGCUGAACCAAUUCCGCCUGUCAUUGAAGCUCUCAUUGACAGGCUCAUUUCGGACAAAUACAUUACAGAGAGAUCAGAUCAAAUUACUGCAAACGUUUAUGAACCGGGACAUGGUAUUCCAUCUCAUUAUGACACACAUUCUGCAUUCGAUGAUCCUAUCAUCUCAAUUAGUCUUCUUUCUGAUGUGGUAAUGGAGUUCAAAGAUGGUGCAAAUUCGGCUCGAAUCGCUCCCGUUCUUCUUAAAGCAAGAUCGUUGUGUCUGAUUGAAGGAGAAUCCAGAUACCGUUGGAAGCAUGGAAUCGUUAAUCGAAAAUAUGAUGUGGAUCCGAGAACGAACCGAGUAGUUCCUCGGAAAACUCGUGUCUCCCUGACACUUCGUAAAAUUCGUCGAAAACCAUGUGAGUGCCAAUGGAAGGAGUUUUGUGAUUGGGAUCGAAAAGGAGAAAUGAGUGUGCCAUCGAGCGAAGAUCUUGCUAUGAAAUUAGAGAAUUCUUAUGUUUCAAAUGUUUAUGAGAACAUUGCAUCUCACUUCGAUGAGACCAGACAUUCGGGUUGGAAAGCUGUCAAAAAAUUCAUAGACGAGAUUCCUCGUGGAAAUCUGAUGUAUGAUGUUGGAUGUGGAAACGGAAAGUAUCUUAUUCCUAAAGAUGGACUUUUCAAAAUCGGAUGUGAUAUGUGUCUGGGUUUGUGCGAAAUCGCAUUGAAGAAGGAUUGUUACAUUGCACGAUGCGAUGCGCUCUCUCUGCCGUUUCGCGACACAUCAGCUGACGCCGCUAUCUCGAUUGCAGUUCUCCAUCACAUAGCAACGUUCGAGAGACGGAAACGAAUGAUCGAGGAAUUGCUGAGAGUUGUGAAACCGGGCGGUAUGAUAUGCGUGACUGUCUGGUCUAUGGAUCAAAGCCAAUCGGAGUAUGCAAAGAUGCGCAGUAAUAAGGAUGAGGUUAAUGAGGAAAUCAAAAAUACAGAUCGACUGAAAAUUCAUGAUGGAAAAGAUUUUCAACAACAAGAUGUGUUGGUUCCUUGGACAAUGGAUCAGAAAGGGGAAACUUUUCUACGGUAUUAUCAUGUGUUCAGGGAAGGAGAAGCAGAACAGUUGGUUGACAGUGUUGAUGGCUGCGAGCUAGUCAGCAUCGAGAAGGAGCAAGGCAACUAUAUCCUUGUUAUUAGAAAGAUCUGA